AUGUUUAACAAUGUGAUGCGUGAAAAAUAUCCAGAACUCACUGAAACUGAACCAUCAUCCAACGAUCAUGAGAUGACGGACCAGUUGCUGUUGUUAUUCAAUCAACUGUUAUCUUCAGCAAAGCUGCUAGUCGACCAUAUUCUAACAUUAGAAUUCAAUGAAUAUGAUAAUUGCAGUGGUGAUUAUCAAGAGGAAGAUAAAAUUGAUAUCACAUUGAAUAUUGGUGGUAUAAACUAUUUCCUUGAGACAAUGAGUGCCAUCGUUGAGUUUUCAAAAAGCAGCACUUUUCCUACUUUACGUAGACUAUAUAGACAAAUAAAACUCAAAGAACAGCUACGCCGAAUGAAGCAAUACGUUACUGCGCAAGGUACAAAAUCACGAAAACUAGAACUUGUUGAUGACGUUGUCUAUACGGAAUUUAUUCGUUCUCGAGAAUGCCACUUACCAAAACAUGGUUCUGAUUUAAGGCGCUUGGCCUUCAAAAUAGCACAGGAUUUAAAUACUGUUGAUUUUACAGAAUCUCACCAGUGGUUAUUAAAGUCUGCGGAAAAUUUUGUCAAAAGAAACAGUGAUGAAAGCAGCUUCAGUUAUGACAAUCCAUCCACGCGGACAUCAGCAAAAACUGGUGAAAAAAUAAUGAAAGGUCACAUCAAAUCAAUAAAUACUGUUACUCAUUCGUACACGCCUAUGCCGAUAGCUAAAAGGGUUAUAGCGUCAUAA
Adineta ricciae is the source of this 720-nucleotide messenger RNA. Lineage: Eukaryota; Metazoa; Rotifera; Eurotatoria; Adinetida; Adinetidae. The record is from the annotation of a GenBank genome assembly.